Molecule: messenger RNA, 1674 nt
Organism: Ctenopharyngodon idella (grass carp)
Lineage: Eukaryota; Metazoa; Chordata; Actinopteri; Cypriniformes; Xenocyprididae
Gene: rnmt
Product: RNA (guanine-7-) methyltransferase
Exons: 11
Coding region: 75-1271 (398 amino acids)
Biological process (GO): 7-methylguanosine mRNA capping
Cellular component (GO): nucleus
Molecular function (GO): mRNA 5'-cap (guanine-N7-)-methyltransferase activity
Source: RefSeq, a predicted model, not a curated record
GCUGCGCUGCGCUGCGCUGGUUCUCUCAUGAAAUACUGCAGUGAAGAUCGUGAAGAGCGCUGCUUGUUGGAUACAUGAUGGCGCAAAACUCAAGAUUGUUUGAGGCGAACAGUAAAUAUGCUGAUCCAAAGGUCGAUCAGGACAGUAUAGCAUCAUCUUUAGAUGGUUCCCAGACUUCAUCAUCAUCAUCCUCACUGAAGAGACACAGGGACGGCGACGAGGGGUAUGAAGAUGUCUCUCCCAGGAAGAAGCUGGUCACAGAGGAAUCAUUACACAGUCAAAAAGUGGCUACACAUUACAACAAACUUCAGGAGUGUGGCCUGGCAGAGCGUAAUAAAAGCAGGAUAGUCCACAUGCGCAACUUCAACAACUGGAUGAAGAGCGUGCUUAUUUCGGAGAUUUUGGAUAAGGUGAAGCAAAAACGGAGAGAGGUAACCGUGUUGGAUCUGGGCUGUGGCAAAGGUGGGGACCUUCUCAAAUGGAAAAAAGGACAUAUUGAUAAACUGGUCUGUGCAGAUAUCGCUGCUGUGUCCAUUGAGCAGUGUCAGCAGCGCUAUAAUGACCUCAGACGGAGGGGUCACCCAAACGACCGCACAUACUCUGCCGAGUUCAUCACCGCAGACUGCAGCAGGGAGCUGCUGUCUAAGAAGUUGCGAGACCCUGAGCUGCAGUUUGAUGUGUGCAGCUGUCAGUUUGUGUAUCAUUAUUCCUUUGAGAGUGAGCAGCAGGCUGACACCAUGCUGAGAAACGCCUGUGAGAGACUCCGGUCGGGAGGAUUCUUUAUCGGAACAACUCCGGAUGCAUACGAGCUGGUGAAGCGCUUGGAGGCGUCAGACUCCAACAGCUUUGGAAAUGAAGUGUUCAGUGUGACCUUCCAGAAGAAAGGAGACUACCCUCUGUUCGGCUGUCAGUAUGAUUUCAGCCUGGAGGGUGUUGUUAAUGUCCCAGAGUUUCUGGUGUAUUUCCCCCUGUUUGAGGAAAUGGCAAAAAAGUACAACAUGCGUCUGGUUUACAAGAAAACCUUCAAAGAAUUCUUUGAGGAGAAAGUUAAAGAUGAUAAGAAUAAGGUUCUGAUGCAGUGGAUGCAGGCGCUGGAGCAAUACCCUCCGGAUGAGAGGGGCCGACUGGCGUCCGAUAGCCCGGAGGAGUAUGACCAUGCCAAGAGAAUAGCUGAAAAUCCUGCUGUUAGACCUCCAUUGGGAACCUUGAGCAAGUCUGAGUGGGAGGCUACAAGCAUAUACCUGGUGUAUGUGUUUGAGAAAAUGUCAUGAGUCUGAAGUAUUUUCCUUCGAGCUGAUGUAUCUGGAUGAGUGAGCCACAGUUGUGGAAUCUCAUUGUCAUUCAUUCGGUUUCCAAAAGCCUGCUGAGCGUGUCCAUUUUGCAAACCGUCAAAUAUUUUUAUACAACCAGAGCUUUUCUUUCGAACAGUGUUUGUGUGUUCAUGUGUAUUUGGAAGUGUACACAAUGCACAUGAUCAAUAUUCUGUCUGAUAGUGUAUUUCUGUUUGUCUGUAACCUUUAUUCACCCGUUACCCUUUCUCUUCAAGUCAAGCAAUUUAAUAACCCUGUAGAGCUUACAGUUAUACAGCCCCUUUGGGUUUUACUUUGUGAUCCAACCUUCCCUUCAAGCUUGACUGAACUCUAUUGGAUUGUAUUUUUUUUUUUUUUUUUUUUU